Molecule: messenger RNA, 1497 nt
Organism: Penicillium paradoxum
Lineage: Eukaryota; Fungi; Ascomycota; Eurotiomycetes; Eurotiales; Aspergillaceae
Product: cytochrome P450
Exons: 6
Coding region: 1-1497 (498 amino acids)
Molecular function (GO): oxidoreductase activity, acting on paired donors, with incorporation or reduction of molecular oxygen; heme binding; monooxygenase activity
Source: RefSeq, a predicted model, not a curated record
AUGGUCUCUUUACUUGCAUAUAUCUCAGGGCCCUUGGUCACCCUGUGUAAGCUAUGGCUUCUGGCGAUUGUCGGCUUCCUUGUGCGAGCGGUGAUUCGCAGAUAUUGGACCCCCAUCAGUGAUAUACCAGGCCCCUUUGUGGCUUCAUUUUCCACAUUGUGGAAGGUUUACCAUUUAUGGAAAGGACAUGGCGAGGAAGAGAUGAUCAAAUUGCACAAGAAACACGGCUACUUCGUUCGCAUUGCGGAAAAUGAAGUCAGCGUCUCUCACCCGGACGCAGUGAAGCAGCUUCUACACGCAAACAUUGCGAAGGGUUCAUGGUACUCCAUCUUCAGUCUACCAGACUUUCACUAUGUGAACCAGAUGUCCGAACUGGACCCAAAACGGCACAUCGAGAAGUCACGCAAUGUAGCAGCCGGCUUUGAACUAUCAAACAUCAUCAAAUCCGAGCCACAUGUGGACGCAAUCCUGCAAUGCCUCGAGGACCGAUUCGACGAAUUAAGCAAGCAGAACGGAACAGUGCCGCUCGACGACUGGUUCAGCUUCUUUGCCUUCGAUGUUUUGGGCGAAGUCACAUUUUCCAAGUCAUUCGGCUUCGUAAAAACAGGCACAGAUAUCAGAAAUGCAGUGGCAAACACAAAAGCCCUCGCAUUGUACAUCGCAGUCAUGGGUCAUUAUACCUGGCUGCACAAUCUGACGUUGGGGAAUCCGCUACUCAGCCGGAUUGGGAUUCAGCCUUCUUCGCAUAUCUUCGAUACCUGUCUUGCGGCCAUUGAUGCCCGAAAGAAGAAUCCUGAAGUCAGAAAUGAUAUGAUGCAGCGCUGGUUGGAUGUUCGCGCUAAGUAUCCCGAUCGCAUGGCCGAGAAUGAGAUCUUUGCGGCGGCUGUUGCGAAUAUCGGGGCUGGAGCUGAGACCGUUGGUGCUGCGGCUCAGGCAUUUGUUUAUUUCCUGCUGCGAAAUCCUCAGUAUUUGCGGCGACUGCGCGAGGAGAUUGAUGCUGCUCAAAGUCGAGGUGAACUCUCGCGUAUAGUUCAGUAUAACGAAGCGCAGAAGUUACCGUUCCUCCAAGCUUGUCUGAAAGAGGCGUACCGUUUCCAUUCCGCUGUUGUUGGUGGUCUUCCCCGAGUGGUGCCUCAAGGCGGAAUGACCAUCGCCGGCCGAUAUUUCCCCGAAGGAGUUGUUCUCAGCAUAAAUACAUGGGUCUUCCAUCGUAGCCCAGAGAUCUUUGGCGAGGAUUGCAACAGCUUCAAUCCAGAUCGCUGGCUUCAAAGCGAUACCAGCAAGAUUGACUCGUUUUUGAUCCAUUGGGGGGCUGGCUACAACCAAUGUCCCGGUCGCAAUCUCGCCCAAUUCGAAAUGCUCAAGUUGAUGGCAACUCUUAUCAGAGACUACGAUAUUGAGCAGGUAGAUCCUGAAAAGGAAUGGGUAUUCAAAAGCCAGUUUACAUGUGUUCCGUCUGGAUGGCCGUGCAAGAUUCGAAGACGCUCGUGCGAUUAG